AUGAUCAAAAUGUUAUUUUGUAUCCUUUUUCUCAGUUCUUGUGAAGAAUAUCACGAAAUUACAUUCAAACCCGGUUUGAACUUUAUCACAGAGCCUAUUAUAAUUAAAAAUAGCCACACGAAAAUCGAUGGAAAAGGUAAAGUUCGUUUAAUUGGCGGAAUUAAACUUGGAAAUGCACAACAGGUCAAAGAUGAAAAUGUUCUUAGCAGGCUUGAUGAAAGUGUACGAGAUAAAAUCUAUCAAAUUGAUCUCAGCGAAUUUGGAAUUACAAAUUUUUUACCAUUUGAUGAAAUCGGAUUCAACAUUACUACAUCCUCAUCACAUAAUAACUUAUAUAUUGAUCAGCAACAAAUGAAUCUUGCUCAUUAUCCAAGAUUUGGAAAUUACAUUUCACUAUCUGAUCCAGGUCCAUAUCCUGUUAAUCUCAAGAAUGGUGUACAAUUUAAUGAUAGUAGAAUAUUUACAUGGAAAUUCCAUCCAAAUAUCAUGGCUUGGGGAUAUUGGGGGACUGAUAACGCUGGAGUGUAUAGAAAAGUCUCUAAAAUAGAUAACGACAACCACAAAGUUUAUUUGGUAAAUAACCAAAAAGCUAAUAAAGCGGCCAAGGUUGUAUUUUAUAAUAUUUUCGAAGAACUUAGAUACCCUGGAGACUUCUAUAUAGACCAAAACACAAAGAUACUAUAUUUUUAUCCAUUUGAUAAAAUUACCUCAAAAUCCGAAAUAAUUUUAUCAAAUUUCAAUAGAAGGAUAAUUUAUGCGAAAUCUAUAACAGACAUAGUUAUUAAAGAUAUAAGUAUUGAAUGUUCAGCUUCAACUGCACUUUCUUUCAGCAAAUGUGAUAAUAUAUUAAUUGAAAAUUGCCAUCUUUUCAAUCUUGGCCUUAAUGCAAUAACAUUUUCAAGUUGUAAUGAUUUCACAGUUACAGACUGUAAAAUUCAUAACGUAAUGCAUAAUGCGAUGAAUAUUUAUGAUGCAGGAAAUCGAAAAACACUCAAAAAUUCCAAUUCCAUUAUUUACAAUACAGAAGUUUAUUGGUUCUGCAAUAUGAGUAGGGAUGGAUUGACACAAGCUUUCAGAAUAGAUGGUGUUGGAGUAACCAUUUCUCAUUGCUAUAUCCAUCAUGGGCCAAGCCAGGGAAUUUAUUAUGAUGGAAAUAACAUGUUAUUUGAAUAUAAUGAGUUUGCUUAUUUACUUGAUGCUCCUUACCCACAAUCUGCUAUCUAUGCAGGUGUUGAUUAUACAACAAGAAACAAUACAAUCAAAUACAAUUAUAUUCAUGAUUUGUAUCAAGAAGGAAUGGAGCAUUUUGGUAUUUACAUGGAUGAUGUUGAAAGUGGUACAAUUAUUACACAUAACAUAAUUGUUAAUUCCGAUAGAUCAAUUGCCCUUGGCGGAGGAAGAGAUUACUACGUACGAAACAAUAUUAUUGUUAAUGGAAGAAUUGGUAUUUGGGUUGAUGCAAGAGCCGCUGCUCAAGCAGAUUUCUUCCAUCCAAUUUUGAGACCAAAGUUCUAUAAAAUACGUGGUGAUCCAAAUGUUAGAGGAAAUCUACCUCCUUAUAUUACAUCAUAUCCAAACUUAUCAGUUAUUGAUAAUUAUUAUAAGAAUAAUACUGUUGAAAUUCCAAAAAUUCCUCCUUCAGCUUAUAUAUUCGAUAAUUGCCACAUUUAUACAAAAAGUUAUCUUAAUUUACUUCAAACAAAAGUUGAUGGAAAAUCAACAAUGGAAGAAGUCUAUGUUAAUAACUAUAUCAAUGCAACAGAAGAAGACUUUGCAGAUUUCAAGAAUGGUGACUAUUCAAUUAAGAAAGGAUCAAGAUUGCAUAAAUUAGGUCUUGAUCCAAUUAACCAAAAAGAAAUGGAAUUAAAAGAUAAGAAAUCAAAGAAUGUUGUCGUGCCUAUUAUAGUUACCAUUAUUGUAAUAAUAGUUAUCGGUGUUAUAAUAGGAUUGAUCUAUUUCAAGAUUAAGAAAGAUAAAGCAGCUGAAAGAUCAAUAAGUGAAAAGAAUUUCGAAGUCUAA
Trichomonas vaginalis G3 is the source of this 2019-nucleotide messenger RNA. Its product is annotated as secreted protein-related family. The record is from RefSeq and is a predicted model, not a curated record. The coding region runs from base 1 to 2019 and encodes 672 amino acids. Lineage: Eukaryota; Parabasalia; Trichomonadida; Trichomonadidae. The transcript has a single exon.